CAGAGUAGUGGGAGAAAGGGAGAGAAGGACACCGUAUCGUCAGCGAGAGUAGUACCAAUCGCGAGCCGAGUCGACGGAUAUAAUCGUGGCCGUUCGAGGGAAGCGCAUUCGAGGGUCGUCGUCGUCGCGCGUUCGAAGAAAGGAACGGAACGGAACGUGGACUGGACAAGAAGAAGGUUGAUAGAUGGAUGGAUAGAAUAGGAAGAAGAAAAUAAAGGACGUUAAAUCUACGUUAUAUAUCAUCGUGAUUACGAGGAUACGAGGAAUGAGAUCGUUAAAAGGGUCAAGCCUCGUUCUUGUGCUUCAAAUUCGUCCUUUUUCUUUUAAAUCGUUAAAUUAGAGAGAAUGCGCGCACAUUUCCAUCCACGUUUAAUUAUAACAUUUUAUAAUUAAUUGUCCUGAUUGCGAAGAGGCAAAAGAAGAAAACGAAGGAGAAUAACGAUAAGGAAAAAUCGAAAAGUUUGGAAUGAUAAAGGCAAGAAGAAGAGCCGUUGACCUCCCAUUUCCUUUACGAUAGGGGAAAAGCGCAUAAUCGAAGCCGGAGAAGAGCGCGAGAAUCGCGAAAAGAAGGAAAUCGAGCGAACGAACGAACGAGGGAGCGAGCGAGCGAGCGAACGAGUCGAGUUGAGUCGAGUUGAGUCGAGUUGAGUCGAGACGAGUCGAGUCGAGUCGAGUAGAUACGAGUCGAGUCGAGUCGAGUCGCGAGCCGUGUGGUGGCAGCCCAGUGACCCGUUUUCCCUUCACCCUCAAUCGAUGUACUCCUGUAUUACCGUUUAAAAGGGAACGAAAACAAAACACGAGCUUCGACGACGACCCUUUGGUCCUUCCUCGAGGAUAUCGGGAACACGGCAACACGCUACCCGUGACCCCCUUUUCAUUCCAAAUCGAUGUAGUCCUCGUUGAUCGAAAGAGACAGAGAGAGAGAGAGAGAGAGAGAGAGAGAGAGAGAGAGAGAGAGAGAGAGAGGGAGAGAGAGUCACAGGGGCAGACAGAUUAAGAGAGAUAGACAGAUAAAGAGAUAGAUAGAUAGAUAGAUAGAUAGAUAGAUAGAUAGAUAGAUAAGUAGAUAGAUAGAUACAGAGAGAAAGAGAGAGAAAGAGAGAAGGAAAAAGGGUUGAAAGUUCUAGCAGGAGAGAACGUCUAUUUCUUUUUCGAUCUUAAGAGCAACGUCCCUCGACGUCGUUCCAUGCUAGAUCCGAACGUUGGACCAGGUACGACGGAGAGGGAAGAGAGAAUGCGAGAACCUCCUAAAAGUCUGUGAAACAUGAUUUGUCAUACGGAUGUCGCGGGUGGUAAUCGUAAGACGAGCAACACCGACGACGAAGACGAGGACGACGACGAGGAGGACGAGAACGAGAACGACGAGAACAAGGACGACAAAGGUAGUGGCAGCGGCGGCGGCGACGACGACGACGACGACGACGACGACGACGAAGAAGACAAGGAGGAGAACGAAAACAAGAAGGAGGACAAAAAGGAAGACGAGGGAACGAAUCUUAGGUGGAUUAUUAAGUUUGACGCGUUAGUGGGAAUUAUUUUCAGCGAAGAGGGUAGAAUAAAAAGGAAAGGAAGAAGAAGAAGAGGAGAGAGAGAAGAAGGAAGAGGAGGAGAAGAAGAAGAAGAAGAAGAAGAAGAAGAAGAAGAAGAAGAAGAGGAAGAAGAAGAAAAAGAAAGCGAGGGCGCAACGUCGCGGGCGUGUUCGCGGGCGUUCGGUGAUAAGGUGGUGCGUUCACCAGGUGUCGGAUGACUCGGCGACGAGGGCUUAGAUAUCCCGUAGUCGUAGAAAAGGCGCGUUACCCCGCGAUAAUAAUAAAUAUAAUAACAAGAGAAGUUUAUAUAUCGUUCGCAUAUUCAAGAGGAGAACGUACGCGCGAGUCCGUCGCGCUCUCUCGUCGGCGACGUCGCCGGUGUUGGCGCUGCAUAGCCGGCAUCCUAGCCAGGUCGCUGGUCAGCUUUCUGCCCAUCAACGCGUUAGACCCCGACCUCCGACCCGUGAUAAAACGCGUCCGAUAUCUUUAGACCGUGAUGGAGGACUUACCCGAUAUAUCGCACCUCACUCCGGAGGAGAGGCGCAUCAUCGAGGAGGUCAUGAUACGACAGAAGAAGGAAGAGGAAAAAGCAAAUGAGAUUAUGAGACGAAAACAGGAUGAGGUUCAAGUCCUUGAGGAAACGAUACGAGCCCGUUCGGAGAAACACAAGAAGGCUGGGGUGGAGCUUAACGCCACGUGUCAAGUAUGCAUGAAAACCAAGUUUGCCGACGGCAUUGGUCACAACUGCAACUAUUGCCACAUCCGGUGCUGUGCACGUUGCGGUGGAAAGGUCACUCUACGUUCGCGUAGGGAAAUAUGGGUGUGCAUCCUCUGUCGGAAGAAGCAAGAGGUCCUUACGAUGACGAAGGCAGGCCUCGGUGCUGCGGACAACGCGAUGCUGCCACGAAUGCAGGAGGACAUGCAGGUGGGUGGUCCUCCGGGACUCGUGGACCAAACUCAGGAUAAGAGGCCGAAACUCGAGAGGGCGCACAGCGCAGCCGAGAAGGAGAACCUGCCUUUGCUGCAAAGAAGCGGAAGUCUGCUCAAAAGGCAGUAUUCCCAGCAAGAGCAGGUUCCAGGACGUCGGGUGUCCACAAGUGAUAGCGGAGUAGAGAUGUCUGUUUCACCUCAUUCGAGAAGUCUACCGACACCCCAUGUAGUCGUUGGUUCGUAUCCCGUUCAACAAACUCCAAGACAUCCUGCAGCUUACCCCGAGGACGAUCCUAGUCUGUACAGGGGUGAAAUCGACGGUCUCAUGAGACAACAUCCACAAAAUUAUCCGAGGCAACGACCGAUCUAUCAGGAUCAGAACUCUGACAUUGCAAUGGCGUAUGGUCAAUCAGGGACAGAGACCGGUCCUUCGCGUGGACCGGUACAUCCCUCGCAACAACACACUGUGGUACAUCAAGCGCAAGGUACGCAUCCCUCUCAAUCAACUGCCUCAGGUCAGAGUACACUUCAGCAACAAAGAAGUUAUAGUAGCAGCGAGGAAGAACGAAGUACGCCAGAAUGUGGUAGCGACGAGCCUGACGAGUCCGAGAAGGGAAAGGCUUACAAGAAGAAUGCGGAUGAUCCAACGAUGGCUGCGAGCGAGGAUUCACGUCGAAAGAAUGUUAUCCACAAUGGGCAACAUCCCAUCGCAAGUAUUGUCGGCAUCAAAUUUGACGGUGAUCAUUCAUCGCGAGAACCACGAAAAGUGGGGAACACAAUCGUCAAACGGAGUUGCCGGAGGAAUGGCAUUGAAUGUCGUGCCAAUAAUAGGAGGUUCACAGAGAGGAGGGAAAAAAAGACGGUACGAUUUGACGGAGGGACCAAUAUUGGCAGUUCUCAGGAGGAUUGGUCAUGGGAGGCCAAUCGGUUGGUUAGUCAAGACAGCGCAACCAAAGAUUCCGUUAUAGAGGAGACAUCAAGCACAUUCACGAGCAGCGAGGAUAGCAAUAGGAACGAAUUGUCCAAGCAUCCUUUCUCCUGGCAAGUCAGCAGAGAUGGUCAGAAGUUAAUCGGACACAUGGUCUUAAGAAAAUCCUUGGGUUCUGGGAGUAGUACAAGUAUACUCGGUCUCAAGGUCGUCGGUGGUAUACUCUUAGAGGAUGGUUCUAUGGGAGCCCUUAUCGAAAAAGUCAAGAAGGGUAGUACAGCUGACAUAGAAGGCCAAUUGAGACCAGGCGACGAGGUACUCAAAUGGAACGGUAGAUCUCUUCAGGAUAAAAGCUUCAGGGAUGUAUACGAGAUUAUCGCGGAAUCGAGGCAGGAAUCCAAAGUUGAAUUGAUAGUUUCGCGAAAUUUAUCGGCCGCAUUAGCACCGAGUACUACGACAAUGACGACAACGACGACGAUGGUAGCACAACAACAGCAACAUCAACAACAACAGCAACAACAACAACAACAACAAGGACCACCGGGUUCGUCGAUGUCCGUACCGUCCAGGCGAAUUGCUGUACAACCACAAUGGAGACAAAAGCAAGAAUCCAUUUCCGGUUCUCAACAACCCCAUCACAAAGAUUAUAUGAUUUUUCGCAUUCCAGGUCUUAAGAAAUGCAUCCUAUGGGAAUUGUACGACGCGAGACGCGAGAAACCGUCGGUUUUAGUGACGUCACCUGGCUCACCGGAUCUACACGGUCAAGGACGUAUAAGGCAUGCCCGUAGAGCAGCACCAACAGGAAAUGCAAAUGUCGGUGGUAGUCUUCAAGUGAAGCUUUCCUUCGAUCCCAUUGCACUUCAAUUAAUCGUCACCGUCGUUUAUGCAUCUAAUCUUACACCACGUCUCGAUGGACAACUGAGGAAUCCAUACGCCAAGAUCUUUCUACUUCCCGAUAGGAGCGAGAAGUCGAAGAGACGGACUAAAACGUUGGCUAACACGAACGAUCCAAGAUGGAAUCAGACUUUCAUUUACAACGGGAUAAGAAGAUCGGAGCUUAGAAAGAGAGCAUUGGAGAUUACAGUUUGGGAUUAUGCGAGGUACGACGCGAACGAUUUUCUUGGUGAAGUCGUCAUAGAAUUGGCGGUUGCUCCAUUGGACGAUGAACCCGAAUGGCAUCCAUUGACGGUACACAAGGAACAUCGGCAUUAUCAGGAGGCAGACGAUAUGGUGAUAACACCGGUGGAUUGCCAUCUUAGCCCGCCGUCGACAACAUCGAGAUUAAGCGAUUCCGACACUUCGGAGUGCGACAUCACGGAUUGCGACGUCUCCAGGGAACAGAGACGAACGGCUGACGGUGCCAGCAUAAGUAGUAUCGGCAGUUCCUCCAGGUUUCAUAAUAUGCCGUCAAAUUAUAAGCGCCACUAUUCUAGCCCCCCGCCGGAAAGAGAGCUGUACGUCGAUGGUGAACAUCGGAGUCGAAGGGAUAUGUCGCCUCAAGGUAGUAAAAGAGCUGCCCUUAUGGCCUCCCGCGAUCAACCAGCCUCGAUUUCCAGUUAUCAGACUUAUCGGAAGGACGAUAUUCAUCGUGGAAUGAUGGGUCACAGAUCCCACAGCGCAGCGCCAAUGGACUCACCUAACGUACGUUACCGUGGGAGAUCCCAAAGUCCCACCGGUCAUCGUUCUUUAUCUCCGCCCGAACACAGAUCCAUGCCUUAUUCGCACAGUUACAUGCCGAGAUUCGGUUCUAGAUCGGCAACAGCGACGCCUACCGGUUCGCCAAAGAAGCGUCAGCUUCCACAAAUCCCAGCAGCCCUUAAAGAGAGAGUAGCUCAAGAUCUCGAAGAAAGAGCAAGGUUUAUGAGGCAUCGUACUAGACAAGGACACAUUACAUAUAGGAGUACAGGAAUGGGAGGCUGGGAAAGACACUACAGCGGUCUUUCAGACUCGGAUCUACCAUCGAUCGGUCAUGAUCCAUUAUCCUUACCGCACAGUAAUGCUCACAGACUGCACAGACCACGAAGGGGGCAUUUAAGUCCGGACAAAGAUGUCCUUGGUGACCUUGGGGACUCCGACAUGGAGAGCAUAGCCUCCAUAACGAGCAGUGCCUUCAGUACGCAAUCGGAACGACCACGUGGAUCGAGGGGAUUAAUGCUACGGGACACCGGCCUGUUGUCGCGCCGAGCCAAGAGUUUCGAGUACGAGACCAUUUCAAGCAACAUAUUCAGCGACGACAGUCUCAGAACGGCGAGGAGGAAGUUGAAGAGAAAUCUUUCUCUGAGCGACGCCGGUUACGGCGACAAGAUACCGGCGUUGGGGGAUCAGAGCAAGUCCUACUACGAUUCUAAUGGCGACGAUAAGCCGCCAAAGAGUUUGCUGAACAAGGAGCCCAAUUACGAUUACCUCACGAGUCAAGAUCACAAGCCAUUUUACGGUUACGAUUCGGAGCUCAGCGCGGGCGAAACAGAGAUUUACGUGCCGAGCUUCGAUAAACGGACGACGAGCAUAAUCGAGGACUAUCAUCACCAUCGACCUUACCCACCCCUAGAUCCGCGCCGUCUUACCACCGCCACGACGCUCACCGACGACCUUAGAUCCACCUUCGGCCGCGAGGACACUACCAAGAGGAAAUACGUCGAGUCCUCUUCUUAUCAGGAUCACGAUGCCACCACCUUCAACGCGCACAUAUCCGCCGAGAAGAGAACGAAGAAUCUCGACGACCAGGAUCUAUGUGAUCCUUUGAAUGAUCACGUUUAUUGCAGCAUCGACGAGACAGUAUCAUCCUCGGACAAUUGUUACAAUGCAACCAGAAGCGACGACGAGUACGAUAGGGCGAGACGACUCGCCAUGAUUUCUUCUCUUCCGCCACGUAGACGAACCAAAAGUACCGACUCGUAUCUCGAGGACGAUUACGAACGUUACGAAAAUUGGGACGUCGAUUACGACGACGAGGACGAGGGUUUCAUCGAUCGUCGAAAUCACGAGGACUACGACGACGAGGACGAGGACCUCGACGAGGACGUCGAACGUUACGGUUACGAGAACGGAGACGAUAUGACCGGGACUGCGACUACGACGAUUACGACAAUGACGGGGACUACGACGACGAUGACGACGACUAACUUGCGUGAUAACGAUCGCUCGAUUUAUAAUCGUCGUCAUCAGGACGAUUAUUAUCGGGACGAACAUCAACGACGUACAGCCGCUUCGAGGAACGCACACUUUGACGAUGGUACUCUAAUCGCCGACGAUUAUUACAACGGGUAUCGUAGUGCCGACGACUACGAUUAUCACCGUACGAUAACGCACACCCCAAGUGGCCUCGAGAACGAUAAGAGUUACAACGUCAAUACAUUUCCACGAAGGCGUAGGAGAAGAAGCAGACGUGGUAGCAGAGGCGAUAACAAUAAUAUCGUCUCGUACGAGAACGUAAGAGCAUUGAACGUACAGGACGUCCCAUUAUUGAGGAAGGACAGCCUAGCCGUACCAAGUUUUUUCGAGAGCAAGAGGAUGAUGAUCCAACGUGCAGAGUCUACGCCGGUGCUGCAUUCCGACGAGGAUCCAACGACGUGUCCCGCGGCGAUAGAUGCCAGAAACAGACGUUUAUAUCGUAGGAGACGUAACAGCAGUUGUCCCGAGACGAAAGAAUAUAUUCGUAUCAGCGAGAGCCUUAGGCGUGGAAGUUGUAAGGACGAGGAGAGAAGGUCGAACUUUAUGCUGGACUCCGAGGAGGAGUUUGGCUCGAUGGAGACGGUCGUCGGUGCCGAUUACUUUAGACGGAAAAACGAGUUGGACCCUCGUGACGAUGAUGGUGGUGGUGGUGGUGGUGGUGGUGGUGCUGGUGGUGGUGGUGGUGGUGGUGGUGGGGCUGGUAGUAGUAGUGGUGGUGGUGGUGGUGCUGUUGGUGGUGGUGGUAGUAGAGGUGGUGGUGUAGUCCUUGUAGGGGAGGACCGAUUAGGAUCAGGUAGAUCAGAUUACUACGACGAUGAGCCGCCGGUAGACUCCUCGAGGUACGAUCUCCUGCCGGAUUACGAGUGUCGCGAAUGUAACGAGGCUGCCGCCGCUCGUGAAUUCGUUAGGUCAGGGUCGCUACGUUCCUCGAACACGCACGAGUCGCGUUAUCAAAAUUGGUCGUCCUCGACGCGCGGUAGUAUUAGACGAAAGAGUAGCUGUCCGGAGUGCCGUGAGCUGGCGCUGUCCUCUUCCGGUGCCGAUUUAGCCGGCGUUGGUAGGUCGCGUAGGAGCGAUGAGAGGAGGUCGUUAGUCGAGGCGAGGCAGAGGUAUCGUAGGCGAAACAGCAGCUGCCCCGAGGCUAGGGAACUCGAGCUUAUAGAGAAGAGGCAGCAACAGCCGCAGCAGGACGGCAGGCACCAGACGCGUCAGCCUUCGGCGAUGCAGUCGCAGACCCAACACCGCCAGCAGCAACAGCAACAACAGCCGAGUAGUAAGAGGAACGUGGCGAUAAGCGACACCCUCGAGUACUACGAGUACUCGAUGGAGAGCGAGAGCCAGUGCAGCGAGAACUGCGGAUUUGGCCCGUGCGAUCCGCGUAGGCCCCGUAACCGAGCACCCCGCCCCGGUAACGCUAAUUCAAGUCUCUUUGAUUCCCAAACCGCUACCUCCGACACUGCUAAAAACUACCACCCACGGGCCGACGAUCAUCAACACGAAAACCCACGUACGAUCGCGAAACCGACAUCGACGCAACAACACCAACUACAACAACAUCAAUAUCAACAUCAAUAUCAACAACAACAACAACAACAACAUCAACAACAACAACAUCAACAACAACAACAACAUCAACAACAACAACAACGCCAACAACUACAACAACAACAACAACAACAUCAUCAUCAACAACAACCAUAUCAACAACCACAUCAUCGACAUCAUCAACAUCGCCAAACGAACCACGAACCACGAUCGUCGUCGUCGUCGUCGCCGCCGCUGCCGCCGCCGCCGCCGCCACUCCCGCACCCGCACCCGCCGCCGUCGUUGUCGUCGUCGUCGUCGUGUCAAUACUGCGCCUUCCCUCCCCCUUCUAUUCAUAAUAAAAACGUCGCCGCUAAUAAUUAUUAUCCCAAUCGUCGCGACCACGACGGUGAAUUCCCAACGUCCCAUCGGCGUAUUACCCAUCGAAAAAUAUCUUAUAACGACGCCGGCGGCGACGCCGACGGUACCGUCGACGGUCACUCGACGACGACCGUCAUCAUCAACGAUGGUGACGUUCUCGACGGUGAUGUUGAUCAUCGACGACGACGUUACGACGACGACGACCCGCGGGAUCGUCGCUCCUCCUCCAUGCCCGAAAACAGCGAGUACUCCGGCCAGUCGAGUUCCUACGAGAAACCAACGAGGCAUCAGACGACCGACAAUGGCCACGAUGAACAACAUACUGGAAAACGGGGCCAAUUUACUAGGAGUCUCAGUAACACGGACGCACCACCGGACGAGAAAGUCGAUGGUAGCUUGAGCGACACCGCUGUCAGUUUGCACGUGGAUGAUGCCUCGAGGAGGGGUCGCAAGAGUUCACCGGGUAGUAAAAGCGGAAGCGGAAGUAGCAGCGGCGGCGGAAGCGCCGUACAGUAUCAGGCCGGUCUUGGAAAGAAGAGUAACAGCACGAGUCAGCUAUCCGCGACAGGUGGUACAUGCGUGGGCGAGGAAGGACGGAAACGACGGCUUGGAUUUGGGAAGAAGGGGAAGUCGUCCUUUACAGUUCACAGGAGCGAGGAAGUCCUACCGGAGGACACGGCCAGCGGUAGGAGCGGAAGGCAAGCGAGCUCCGCGAGCAGCGAUGGCGAGGGAAGCGGCGACGGGGACAGGUCCGUCCAUCGUCCCAUUAAACCCUGGUCGCCCAGUCUGCGAAUGGCAGGUGAGACCGGGCAGCUGAGAGACUUCAUCGAGGAUCUUGGUCCUGCACAAGUAGUUGGAAGACAAGCAUUAGGUGCCGGUUAUCUCGGUGCCAUACAGCUAUCACUUAGCCAGACGAAAGGUUAUCUCGAAGUAGAGAUCAUCCGUGCCAAAGAUCUUAAAACAAAAUUUGGAAGCAAAGGAAUUCCAGCUCCUUACGUGAAGGUUUAUCUUGUCAAUGGGAAGAAAUGUAUAGAAAAGGCGAAGACCUCGACGGCACGAAAAACGUUAGAUCCAUUUUAUCAAGAAUCGUUGGCAUUUAGAGAAAAUUUUCGGGGCUGUAUAUUGCAAGUUACGGUUUGGGGUGAUUAUGGCCGUUUCGAAGGGAAAAAAGUGUUCAUGGGCGUCGCACAGAUCGUAUUGGACGAUCUGAACCUGAAUCAGAUGGUGUUCGGAUGGUACAAACUGUUUGACGCCACAUUGCUGGUCAGUGGGCCUUCAACCCUUGCUUUAUCACGUCGCUCCUCAGCCACGUCCUUAGAAUCCUGUAAGAUCUAAGAAUGAUGUUUGUCGAUUAGAAGAUCGAAUAUUAGUUACGCUUAUACAUACAUGGUCGAAACUUAUAAAACAAAACAUUUAUUACGCACGCUUUUUAAUGAACACACGAAAUACGGGGAAAUCAGAAAGAAAGUGGAAUAGAAAAGAAAAGAAAAGAAAAGAAAAAAAGAAAAAGAAAAUAGAUGAAAAGGAAUAAGGGAGAGAAGACGAACAUAAUAGAACGUAUGGGGGAUUAAAUGAAGUUUAUAAAGAAAAAUAAAUCUCUGUAAUAAUCACUUAAUUAAUAGAUUUAUAUACGCGGUGAAUCGCUUUAGCUUUCGUCUAAUUGUAAUUUCACGUGAAUUAAAUACUUAAAUCUACGAAGAUAAGUUAACUUUCGUGAGUUAUUCAUUAUGUAUUUAUCCAACACAUAAACACACUCACACUCACACACACACUUAUAUGCUUCAUAUAGAAAAGACGAAUUUAUCAGCUCUUGAAUUAAAUCGUAUGAUCUACUCGAUCAGAAAUUACAAAAACCCUUUUUGUCAAGAAUAAAGUGUCACUUGUUAAUGAUGA
Molecule: messenger RNA, 10356 nt
Organism: Vespa crabro (European hornet)
Lineage: Eukaryota; Metazoa; Arthropoda; Insecta; Hymenoptera; Vespidae
Gene: Rim
Product: regulating synaptic membrane exocytosis protein 2-like
Exons: 26
Coding region: 2026-9798 (2590 amino acids)
Biological process (GO): calcium ion-regulated exocytosis of neurotransmitter; regulation of synaptic plasticity; regulation of membrane potential
Cellular component (GO): cytoskeleton of presynaptic active zone; presynaptic membrane
Molecular function (GO): small GTPase binding; transmembrane transporter binding
Source: RefSeq, a predicted model, not a curated record